AUGAAUAGCCAGCAACCGUCCAUCCAGUUCACUCUGGAGACUGAGCAAGGAGGGAAAUUAGCAUUCCUUGACACGCUAGUCCAAAGACAUGAGGGCGGGAAACUCUCCACCUCUGUCUACCGCAAGCCCACUCAUACAGACCAAUACAUUCCAUAUGAUUCUCAUCAUGACAAAUCAGUCAAGAAGGGUCUUGUUAAAUGCCUGUUCGACAGAGCAGCACGUCUUAUAACUCACCCACCUGAACUCCCGAAAGAAAGAGCACACAUACGUGGCGCCUUAUACAGCAACGGCUACCCACGCCGUUUUAUCGAGAACACUUUCAAGAACAAACAACCGCCAAGGGAUCAGAAGGUUUUCAAGACUUGCACAGUCUUGCCAUACAUAGAUGGUCUUUCACCACAACUCAAACGCCGAUUAGAAGGUCACGGUAUCCGAACGGUUUUCCGCUCGGACACCACCCUACACAAACAGCUUGUGCACCCCAAAGACCCCAUCCCUGAUCACAGACGUGAUGGCGUAGUAUACAAUAUUCCUUGCCAGGGAUGUGACGGGUCUUACAUCGGUGAAACAGCCCGACCGAUAAUUGAACGCAUUUCUGAACACAAGCCCGAUGUUCGGUUACAGCGAACCGACACAUCCGCGGUGGCAGAACAUGCUUGGGAGAAGCAACACCACCCAGAUUGGAAGGGUGUACAUUGCGUUGCCAAAGAAAGACAUUGGUAUACACGCAGGAUUAAGGAGGCUAUUAGUAUACGUCUUUGUCCUAACAACUUCAACAGAGACAGCGGGAUUGACAUCCCCAAUUUCUGGAUGCGAACCAUCCAACAGCACAAUACCCCCUUACCUGGCAGUGCACGCCGACCCGACCGAUCCCGGCCCCGAGCGAGGGACCGCUCAGCUAGUCAACCCCCACCCACGGGAAACUAG
This is a messenger RNA of Lytechinus pictus (painted urchin), 927 nucleotides long. RefSeq lists its product as uncharacterized. Lineage: Eukaryota; Metazoa; Echinodermata; Echinoidea; Temnopleuroida; Toxopneustidae. The coding region runs from base 1 to 927 and encodes 308 amino acids. The record is from RefSeq and is a predicted model, not a curated record. The transcript has a single exon.